UUAAGUAGGUCAGAGGUCGAGAGGGACGACGCCAGCAUUCAGAGUUGCGAGGUGAAAACUGUUGUUGUCGUCCGUAUUUUGCGCACAAAGUGACCACCAUGUUGGAACUCCUGCCUUUCUCCACUACCUGGGUGCUGGUGGGACUGUGUGUGGUCCUGUUAUACCUGUAUCUGGUGUGGCCCUUCUCGACAUUCAAGAAGCUGGGCAUUCCUGGCCCGAAACCGUACCCGCUGUUUGGAAACUACUUGGAGUACGGGAAGGGAGCCCACCUGUUUGACAAGGAAUGCUACGAGAAGUACAACAAAGUCUUUGGGUAUUUCGAAGGGAGAACACCAAAUCUGAUGGUGGGUGACUUGGAACUCGUCAAGGAUAUCACAGUGAAGGAGAUCAACAAGUUUACCAACCGACGGGUGUUUGACGGCCAAGGCGAGAUUUUCAGCCAUGCCAUGACCAGCCUGUUGGAUGGAGAUUGGAAACGCGUCCGGAGUGCCGUUACACCCACAUUCAGCUCCGGAAAACUCAAGCAGAUGGCGGUGCACAUCGAGAGAGCUGCGGACGGCCUCGUGGCCAACCUUGCGGAGAAAAAGAAAGAUGGAGUCGCUUUUGACAUGAAAGAUCUUUCUGGCGGCUUCACUAUGGACGUGAUCUCCAGUACUGGGUUCGGAGUGGAGGUGGACUCUCUACGCAACCCAAACCAUCCUCUCGUCACCAGUGCCAAAAAGUUCUUCAGCUUCAACUUCUACGACCCUAUGAUCAUAAUCAUUUUUUUGUUCCCCUCUCUCGGCUGGCUCCUCGAGCGCCUAGGAUAUUCCCUGGUUAACGCACAGGCCACCAGAUAUUUCAGCGAAGCGGUCGACACGGCGAUUAGCAUGCGGGAGAACGAUUCGAAUGGCGCGAGACCAGUGGACCUCCUUCAGCUGAUGCUUCAAGCUCACAACCAGGAACUGGACGGAAAAGUCCCCGAAGGCACCACCAAGAACGGCAUCUCUUCGAAGGAGAUCAAAGCAAAUGCCAUCCUCCUAUGGGUGGCCGGAUACGAGACUACAGCCAACACCCUGACCCUCACAGCCUACAAUCUGGCUCUGAACCAGGAAGCGCAGGACAGAGUUAUCGAGGAGGUGGAUGCUGUCAUUGAGAAGAGGGGGGCGCUGGACUACGAAGCUGUCAAUGAGCUGCCGUACAUGGAGAUGUGUAUCCAGGAGACCCUGAGGAUGUUCCCUGCUGCUAUGAGGUUUGACCGCGUCUGUAAGGAGGAUACGGAGGUGAAGGGUCUGCACAUACCAGCAGGAAUGAUCGUGAACGUUCCCGUGUACCCCAUCCACUACGAUCCCGACAUCUGGCCGGAACCCGAGAAGUUCAAGCCUGAGAGGUUCAGUAAGGAAGAGAAGGAGGCCCGUGACCCGUACGCCUACCUGCCGUUCGGCUCCGGACCCAGGAACUGUGUGGGCAUGCGUCUGGCCCAAUUGGAACUCAGGUUCGCUCUGGCCAAAAUCCUGCAGAAGUUCCGCUUCGUCACCUGCGACAAGACUGUGAUCCCUGUCCGCCUGCAGAACACCUUGGGCAACCAGAUAGAGGGCGAGCUCAUGCUGAAGGUGGAAGCUCGGAGUUGAGAAGUGAAUCGUUCCGAGUUUAGCCUAAAGCCCCGGCCACAUGCAUCGUACGGUGUUUUUUUCACAACGAAAUCGUACGCCAUAGGUUUGAGAAGAAACGGAUGGAUCCUCAAAAUUGCGUGAAAUGGCUGGUUGGAUGGAGGAAUGAUUUAAACCCCACUUCUGACACCAGUUUGAUUUUUUAAUUACUGCUCCCGUUUUUUUUAUCAAACCCACGACAAUUCGCACAAUCGUUGCGUGGAAUGAUUGUUGUGGGUGUAUCGUACGAUGUAUGUGACCGUGGCUUAAACAAACUGGGAACAACAUACGUGUUUAGUGGUUUGACCUGUUGAUUUCUGACAGUAGCGAGUGUUUGCUUUUGUGUUGAAGGUUGUUGAGUGUAGAUUAGCGAUAGGCGUUUUUGACUUAUAUAAUGAAUGGAUGAAUUUUAUUGCUCAACAGUUUAUAAUGUGUAGGUACAAUGCAUGUUUUGAGGGUUGCUGAGUGUAGGUUAGUGAAUGCGUUUUUGACUCAUAAUGCAUGGAUGGAUUUAUUGCUCGAUAGCUGUAAUGUAUUGGUACAAUGUAUGGUAGCACUGAUAGAACAAUUGAUACAAUGAUACUAACCCAUUAAAACUAUGGGAACAUGAAUAUGGCCAUAAAUGGCAUAUUGGCAUAAUGUACGUUAAACGUUUCCAUCUGUUACCAUACAUUUUCUCUUUUGUAAAGCCUUCAAUAUAUAUUGGUCUAAGUGCUAUAUUGAUUUAUAUAAUUAGAUUUGAGAUGUUUCUGUGUACUAGAUUUACAUGUGAUCGUACUCUUCGUAAUUUCGUCUUCAUAAUUUUCGUCCAUCAAUAGUUAUGUUAUUGAUUCAUAAUUGGUUUGCGCACAACUGUAGGUAUAGUUUUGUAAAAUUAUGAAGGAGCUCAUUCCACACUUACCAUGUUUUAGAUCACGUUUCUUCCGUUUGUACUUUAUAUUGAGAGUCGUUAAACCUUUGUUGUUACCGCAUACAUAUAUUCUGUACUUAGGAUGACGUUAUCCACACAUGUAUUUAGCUUUGU
Branchiostoma belcheri (Belcher's lancelet) is the source of this 2652-nucleotide messenger RNA. Its product is annotated as cytochrome P450 3A24-like. The transcript is spliced from 13 exons. The record is from RefSeq and is a predicted model, not a curated record. Gene Ontology annotation, molecular function: iron ion binding; heme binding; steroid hydroxylase activity. NCBI's taxonomy places the organism in Eukaryota, Metazoa, Chordata, Leptocardii, Amphioxiformes, Branchiostomatidae. Bases 99 to 1610 code for a protein of 503 amino acids.